Phyllopteryx taeniolatus (common seadragon) is the source of this 1475-nucleotide messenger RNA. Its product is annotated as ubiquitin-conjugating enzyme E2 A. Gene Ontology annotation, cellular component: HULC complex. The record is from RefSeq and is a predicted model, not a curated record. Gene Ontology annotation, molecular function: ubiquitin conjugating enzyme activity. NCBI's taxonomy places the organism in Eukaryota, Metazoa, Chordata, Actinopteri, Syngnathiformes, Syngnathidae. The transcript has 6 exons. The coding region runs from base 462 to 821 and encodes 119 amino acids. Gene Ontology annotation, biological process: protein polyubiquitination; DNA repair; proteasome-mediated ubiquitin-dependent protein catabolic process.
UCUGGAACGUUCCAUUUGUGUGGCUAGCUCCGUCAAAUGCGAUGAUAUUACGCGUCUAUAUUAAUAACCAUAAAACCACUGGCUCGAAUAUACAAUCUAAUGCAUACAUGUCUGUGUAUAGAGCAGUAAAUUUGAACCAAAUGGCAAUAGUAUCCCCUUUCUAAUACUUAUGGUUGCGUCCGUGGGCUGGCGGCGGAGCCAGCCAAAUAUUUGACAAACUAACAAUCGGCGUCUAGUUAGCUUAGUGAAAAAAAUCAUUACUUAGUUAGAGUAAAAACACACUUCCCGCUACUUUAGCUCGAUAGCCCGUGUCCCUGAUACGUACAUUUAAGUGUGAGCAAGAUGUCAACUCCGGCGAGACGACGUUUAAUGAGAGAUUUUAAACGGUAAGCGAGACGAAAACAAGGCUGCAAGAAGAUCCUCCAGCUGGAGUCAGUGGGGCCCCGUCAGAAAACAAUAUUAUGGUAUGGAAUGCUGUCAUUUUUGGGCCAGAGGGAACGCCUUUUGAAGAUGGAACAUUCAAACUUACCAUUGAGUUCACAGAAGAAUAUCCAAAUAAGCCUCCAACAGUGAGAUUCGUCUCUAAAAUGUUUCAUCCCAAUGUAUACGCAGAUGGCAGUAUAUGCUUAGAUAUACUUCAGAAUCGUUGGAGUCCCACUUAUGAUGUCUCUUCCAUAUUAACUUCAAUACAGUCUUUACUGGACGAGCCCAACCCAAACAGUCCGGCCAACAGCCAGGCAGCUCAGUUGUACCAGGAGAACAAGCGGGAGUACGAGAAGAGAGUUUCUGCUAUCGUUGAACAGAGUUGGCGUGACUGUUGACCCGCGCCGUCAUCAUCGUGGUCUCCGCCUUGAACAGUGUGUCCGGCCCGUAGUCGUCAACUCAUUUCACAGUAUACAUUGUUCUGCCACAAAAAAAAAACUGUCGGUUGCCAAGUUUGUACACUGUCAUGUUUGUGGCGUUCACUUCUGCCGAAUGCCAUCAUCGGGCUAAAAAUGUUUAAAAAAAAAAAAAGAAAUACCUUGUUAUAUCUGGGUUACUUGCCUCUCUCCUGUUCAAAGUGGCUGCUAAUGACACAUGCUUGCUAUGAAAACUGUUCUUAUUUCCACACAAAAAAUGUAUUUAUGGAUGUUUCUUCAGCGUGCUGUUUGCCUUUCAAGGGGGAUUAACAUUUUUCAUCAGAGCAUUAGAAUUAACCUAACAAGGACUUAUUCAUCCCUCUUAGAGCUGCCUUCUGGAUUUCAAAUGGUGUUUAUGUUUGAGUACUACACACCAGGCACGAAUGCCCCAUUUGGGCUCUUGGUUUCAAUAACAAAAAGCUGAAUGAGGAUAUUUCUAAGCUACUUCACAAUCAUGCAAAAUCUGGACUGUGGUCAGAGUGAAGUGAUCAUACAGGACGAUUUUGUCUUAAGGUUUGCACUGGUAACCCAUGUAACAAACUGUACAUUUUCUUGUAAAUAAAUGGAUAUACAUUA